GUUAUGAUAAUGUUUUUUAGUUUUAAAAUUAAAAUUUCAAAGAAGAAAGUAUUUAAUGUGUACGAAAAUAAUUCUGUUAAAACGUGUAUGUUAUAAUUUGAAUUGUUUUUUUUUUUUGUUAGUUCAUAGCUUGUCAAUAAUAUUUUUUACAAUUUUCUCUUCCGUGUAAUUACUGUGUAACUACAAUGAGUGCUAAUGACAAUGUAGUUCAGCAAAAAGGAUCGCGAUUAAAGUUAAACAAAUCCUUAAGCAACACCGCACAGUGGGUCAAGCUAAACGUAGGAGGUACUUGUUUUCUGACCACGAAGUCAACUCUAUGUAAGGACCCUAACUCCUUUUUAUGCAGACUUUGUUCAGAAGAAUCUGAACUCAUAUCCGACAUGGAUGAAACGGGAGCGUACAUGAUCGAUCGUGAUCCUACUUAUUUUAGCCCGAUUUUAAAUUAUCUUAGACAUGGAAAAUUGGUAUUAAAUAAAAACCUUGCUGAAGAAGGUGUAUUGGAAGAAGCCGAAUUCUACAACAUAACCGAAUUAAUAAACAUAAUUAAAGAACGGAUAGAACAGAGAGACAAAAAGCUCUGUUCAGAACAAUCAAAAAAGCAUACUUAUCGAGUGCUGCAAUGUCAUGAAGAUGAACUCACGUGGAUGGUUUCUACAAUGUCUGAUGAAUGGAAAUUCGAACAAUUGGUGAAUAUUGGAUCCAAAUACAAUUAUGGCAAUUAUGAUCAAGCCGAGUUUUUGUGUGUUGUGUCAAGAGAAGAAGGCCUUGCUGAUUCGCCAAAGACUGAGUCCACCGACAAAGCCAAAGAAUUGCAACAAAGAGCAUCCCGUAUGUGAUAUAUACAGUCGACUAAAUCGGUUGUCAUGCAUGUAUGCAAAUUUUUCAAGACGAUAUAUUAUGUAACCAAAGAUCUAUGUAGUAAGUCAGUUGGAAGAUUUAUGAAUACUCGUCAAAACACUAGAUCAUAAUCAAAUAAUUCUGCUUUUGUUAAUUUAUUAGUAGAGUUCCAGUAUGUAAAUUAAUCAUCAUUAAUUUAUUAUAUGUUAUUUUUACAUUUACAUACUGAGUUGUUAAUGAAAAUAUGUAAAUCUCCUGCUGUAAAAUAAUUUAAAAUUCUACAAAAAAAUAUCACUAUGAGUUCUAUUUUAAAUGUUUUAAAUAUAUCUAUAAAUAUUGGAGAUUAAUUAAUAUAAACAUUUUGUAAUCUCAUUACUCAAAA
Molecule: messenger RNA, 1219 nt
Organism: Adelges cooleyi (spruce gall adelgid)
Lineage: Eukaryota; Metazoa; Arthropoda; Insecta; Hemiptera; Adelgidae
Product: BTB/POZ domain-containing protein KCTD5-like
Exons: 5
Coding region: 186-836 (216 amino acids)
Biological process (GO): protein homooligomerization; proteasome-mediated ubiquitin-dependent protein catabolic process
Cellular component (GO): cytoplasm; Cul3-RING ubiquitin ligase complex
Molecular function (GO): cullin family protein binding
Source: RefSeq, a predicted model, not a curated record